UUGUUUGUAAGUAGUGGUGUUGUUUUUGUGCUACGUGUUUUUCUCGACUGUGUUCCAUGAUGCGCGGUUGGGUAGCCUAUUGCGCGCACUAGGCUACACAACCAUGGAGAGAUCACAAGGCCUAUUAGAUCACUUUUUAUGGUCUAUUGGGAUCAUUACAAAGGGAAAGUGUUGUGUGACAUCAGAGGAAUGCCCAGAGGAGUGCCCAACGGUGAUUGGUUGCGGAGGGAGGUCCCCGCUGCCUAGUAGGAAUAAAACCCUCUUCUAAUUCUCAUCAGUGAAAGCUCGACUGGAACUGUCUAUUGUCCCACUUGACCUAACUGUUGAGAAGUUUGCAUUUUACCCUGAAACAGAAGUCUACUAAGCUAGAGAAAUGAAGAACCUACAGGAGAGAACUCUUCACGUGGCCACCCCACUGAGGGAGAGCCUUGCCCUGACCAAAGUGGCAGGCACCUCUGUAUACCUGAAACUAGACUCAUCCCAGCCCACAGGAUCCUUCAAGAUCAGGGGCAUUGGACACCUUUGCAAGACAUGGGCUGAACGAGGCUGUGAGAGAUUUGUCUGCUGUUCAGGAGGAAAUGCUGGUAUGGCGGCUGCCUACUCUGCCCGUAAACUUGGGGUACCUGCCACCAUUGUCGUGCCCAGUGUCACCCCGGAACCAACAGUUGAGAGGCUGAGGGAUGAAGGCGCUGAUGUGGUCAUUCAUGGCAAGACGCUGAAUGAGAGCAUUGAAUAUGGACAACAGCUUGUGGCCAACAACCCUGGAUGGAUCUUCAUCUCUCCCUUUGAUGACCCUCUCAUCUGGGAGGGCCAUGCGUCUCUGGUGAAGGAGGUGGAGUCCGAGCUGCAGGAGAAGCCUGGGGCGAUGGUGUUGUCUGUUGGAGGUGGAGGCCUCAUGAACGGGGUUGUCGAAGGACUGCGUCGCGCCGGCUGGGAAAAUGUUCCAGUCGUAGCGAUGGAGACCAUGGGGGCACAUAGCCUCAAUGCUGCUAUAAAGGCUGGGAAGUUGAUCACUCUGCCUGAGAUCACAAGCAUUGCCACAACAUUGGGCCUGACAAGAGUAUCUGCACAGACCCUGAAACUUGCUGGCGAACAUACCGUUUACUCCGAGGUGGUCUCAGACCAGGAUGCUGUCAAAGCUGUCGAGCGCUUUGUUGACGAUGAGAAGGUCCUGGUGGAGCCUGCGUGUGGCGCUGCCCUGGCAGCUGUGUACUGUGACAUCAUCCCCAGACUGCAGAAGGAGGGCAAGCUGGCGCAGGACCUGGGCCCUGUGGUGAUCGUGGUGUGCGGAGGCAACAACAUCAGCAUGGAACAGCUCCAGAAACUGAAGCAGCAGUUGGGCAUGUCAUCUAGCUAGGCAGACAGACGGCUUUGGGUUCUGCUGAUUCUUUCUCCAUCACUCCAUUCCCCAGAUCGUUCCAGCUUUAGCUCCCCUACUCUAUUGUGCACUACCAAUAUGUGCAUCUGAUUAUGAGUCAUGAACACCAUUGGGCCAAAUCAUUCCAGACUGUGCAGUAUACACCUGAAAGGGCAUGACUGGCUGAAGGAUGAACUGACUUUCAAUUCAGCAAUAGCUUACGGUUAAGAUUUUUUUAAAAGCACUGAAAGGCAUUGAUGGGCAUACAGUCUACUGCUCUGGCAGUAGUAGUCUUUCAAUUGAAUAGCCUAGAUGAUUAACUUCUUGGUUUAAAAUUAACCAAGUAGAGUUGUAUUGUUUGUAUUUAGCAAGUUUUAUGUUCAUGUAAACUAUACCAUUGGUUGUAUUUUCUUCACCCUCUUUUGUACUGUAUGAGUGAUUUUUAAAAAUAAAUAUAAUUAUACACAU
Molecule: messenger RNA, 1825 nt
Organism: Salvelinus fontinalis (brook trout)
Lineage: Eukaryota; Metazoa; Chordata; Actinopteri; Salmoniformes; Salmonidae
Product: L-serine dehydratase/L-threonine deaminase-like
Exons: 8
Coding region: 374-1357 (327 amino acids)
Biological process (GO): L-serine catabolic process; L-threonine catabolic process
Molecular function (GO): threonine deaminase activity; L-serine ammonia-lyase activity; pyridoxal phosphate binding
Source: RefSeq, a predicted model, not a curated record